Molecule: messenger RNA, 2269 nt
Organism: Columba livia (rock pigeon)
Lineage: Eukaryota; Metazoa; Chordata; Aves; Columbiformes; Columbidae
Gene: FNDC4
Product: fibronectin type III domain containing 4
Exons: 6
Coding region: 137-790 (217 amino acids)
Biological process (GO): negative regulation of inflammatory response
Cellular component (GO): extracellular region; plasma membrane
Molecular function (GO): protein binding
Source: RefSeq, a predicted model, not a curated record
GAGGUCCGGGCGGCCGUUCCGCCCCCCCGCGCUGCGGUCGGGGCUCGGCCCCGCUCCGUCCCGCGGCGCAGGGAGCCGGGCCGGUGCCAGGGCUGCCGCCCGGGCCGGGGCCGCAGUCCGGGCGCCCCGCGCCGGCAUGGCCCGCUUCUCGGCGUUCCUCAAGCCCGUGCUGCUGCUCUUCAGCUGCGACCUCUGCCUCGUGCGAGCCAACAGGCCACCGUCCCCUGUCAACGUGACCGUGACGCAGCUGAAGGCGAACUCUGCCACCGUCUCCUGGGACGUCCCAGAAGGAGACGUGGUCAUCGGCUAUGCCAUCUUACAGCAGCGGCAGGACGGACAGAUGCAGCGCUUCAUCCGGGAGGUGAACACCACCAACCGCGCCUGCGUGCUGUGGGACUUGGCGGAGGAUGCUGACUACAUCAUCCAGGUGCAGAGCAUCGGCCUGUACGGGGAGAGCCAGGCCAGUAAGCGUGUCCACUUCCGAACCCUGAAGGAGACCGACCGCCUCCCUUCCAACAGCUCCAACCAAGGCGACAUCACCAUGGAAGGGCUGGACAAAGACAGGCAGCUGCAGACAGGCGAGAUCAUCAUCAUCGUGGCCGUGCUGCUCAUGUGGGCAGCGGUGAUCGCCCUCUUCUGCAGACAGUACGACAUCAUCAAGGACAAUGACUCCAACAACAACAAGGAAAAGACCAAGCCGUCCUCGGAGCACAGCACGCCGGAGCGGCCGAGCGGGGGGCUGCUGCGCAGCAAGAAGAAGUCUCCCUCAGUCAACAUAAUCGAGGUGUAAGCGCAGCACCAGCUCCGUGUCUGGGGUCCUGGGCAGCCUGCUGGAGCCAAAGCAGGCCUUGGAAGAAGAGGCAGCACCAGGCGCCCAGCCUGGAACUCUGCAUGCGAAGAUCCGCGUAUCAGAACUUACCGCUUUCCCGAGGGCGCCUGUCCGGGGACGCGCAUGGAGCCGGCUCCCAGCCAUGCAUGCAGCGUGCGGCCCUGCCCGUCCCGCGCGCCUGGCCCCGCUCCCGCUGCUGUGGAGCACGGAGCUGAGAAGGGCCGGGGGGCCACGCCGCCAGCCCGGGGGGCAAGUCGAGGAGAGCAGAGGGGCCGGGGCUUGAGGGGAGGCAGCGCCGGCUCAGCCCAGCCUCGGGUGCAGCCCGCGGACGCGGUUCCCCAGCCCAGAGCAGAGCUUGCCCUCGGCUGCUGUGUCUGGGCCCGGAGGGCAGGAGCUGCUCUGCGUUUGGCCCCGAGACCAAGGGGAUGGGGCAGUGCAGGCGUUUGCCCCAGUGCCGCCAGGGAGGUUGUGGCUGGGGGGCAGAGGGUUUGUCUCUGGGGCUGUAGAGUGGAUCUCUGCUGAACGGGGCUGCGCUGUGCCCCAUCAUUGCCGUGUAGGGGGUCCAGGGCCUCUCCCUGCUGCAGGGGACAAAGACAUGUUGAGCGCGAGGAGCUCGUGCGGCCGCGGUGCCUGGACGAGCCGCAGAGCGUGCAGCCGGGGCAGGAGCCGUGCGGAGCUGCAGGAGCAGGCACCGCUGCUGGCCCCUGGCAGGGUCAGUUCUGUCGCGUUCCGGCUGUUUGUGGGGAGCGGCCAGGCGCCCUGUGUGCAGCACGGUGGCCAUGCUGCCUGCGGUGAUGUGCUGAGGCCCAGGAGGGCGUGCGCUGCAGGGCUCAUCACUGCUCUGGACAGCCCUGCUGUGACAGCGUCACGUGCUGCUCCUGGCUCCUGUCUUGCGGGGGUAUGGUUGCUGCUGCUGUUUCUGGGGCUGGUCCCGUGGCCUGCACGAGGCUGGCUGCUGGAACACAGGCCUGUUGGAAAGGGCUGGCCCUGCGUGCCCAGAGCUGCUGUUGCUCGUGCGAGGCUGUGAGCCAUGGGCCACGCUGGGGCGGGUGCAGCGCUGCCCGGGCCGGCGGGCAGAAGUGUCUCACUGGUAUCUGCGCUGCCCUGUGUCCCGGGCUGGGGCACGUGUCCUCUUGCCAGCAGCGGGAGAGAACAGGGACAUGAGGGGAGGGUCUCUGCUGCAGAGAUGGCAGCUGCUGCUCUCCCUCCGUGCUCUGCUCUGCGGGCUCUCACUGAGCCGGGGUGCUGGCUCUGCAGCCCUGGACUCCAGCAUCACAGGAUCCAGUGUCUUCCAGAAAUAAACCUCCCCGUAAAGCACUGUCAGGACUCUUCCUCCCAGGCGCUGCUCAGCUCCUGCUGCAGGACAAGGUGGGGAAGGGGCAGCAUAAGCAACGCCCCGUGGUGGGGUCUUCUCAAUAAAAGCAUCCUGGCUCAAAGGCA